Oryza brachyantha (malo sina) is the source of this 2461-nucleotide messenger RNA. RefSeq names its product methylcrotonoyl-CoA carboxylase subunit alpha, mitochondrial. The transcript is spliced from 16 exons. Gene Ontology annotation, cellular component: mitochondrion. The record is from RefSeq and is a predicted model, not a curated record. Gene Ontology annotation, molecular function: ATP binding; metal ion binding; methylcrotonoyl-CoA carboxylase activity. NCBI's taxonomy places the organism in Eukaryota, Viridiplantae, Streptophyta, Magnoliopsida, Poales, Poaceae. The coding region runs from base 122 to 2329 and encodes 735 amino acids.
AGUCACCGCCCUUAUCCCAUCGCUUCCCACCAAAAACCAAAACAAAAUAAAACCACUUCUCGCUCGUCGAACACGCGGCUCACCAACCCAUCGCCGCUCCCUCCACCUCGCGCCCCGCCCCAUGGCCUCCCGCCUCCUCCGCCCCCGCCGCGGCUGGAGCGCCGCCCCGGGGCCCCUGCUCCUCCUCUCGCGGCUCCUCUCGUCCUCCUCCUCCGAGGCGGAGGCGGCGGCGGUGGAGAAGGUGCUGGUGGCGAACAGGGGGGAGAUCGCGUGCAGGGUGAUGCGGACGGCGCGGAGGCUCGGGAUCCCCACGGUGGCCGUCUACAGCGACGCCGACCGCGGGGCGCUCCACGUGCGGGCCGCCGACGAGGCCGUGCGCCUCGGCCCGCCGCCCGCCAGGGAGAGCUACCUCAACGCCGCCGCCAUCGUCGACGCCGCUCUCCGCACCGGCGCCAAGGCUAUCCACCCAGGAUAUGGUUUUCUUUCAGAGAGCGCAGAUUUUGCACAGCUUUGUAAAGCUGAGGGGCUUACAUUCAUUGGACCACCGCCUUCUGCUAUCCGAGACAUGGGUGAUAAGAGUGCUUCUAAGAGGAUUAUGGGUGCUGCUGGAGUACCACUCGUUCCAGGUUACCAUGGGGCUGAACAAGAUAUUGAGCUAUUAAAACUCGAAGCUGAUAAGAUUGGGUAUCCAGUUUUGAUCAAACCCACACAUGGUGGAGGAGGCAAGGGGAUGAGAAUAGUUCAAAGGCCUGAGGACUUUGUGGAUUCUGUACUGAGUGCUCAACGAGAAGCUGCAGCAUCAUUUGGCAUAAACACACUGCUGGUCGAAAAGUACAUUACUCAACCCAGACAUAUAGAAGUCCAGAUAUUUGGAGAUCAACAUGGAAAUGUGAUUCACCUCUAUGAGAGAGAUUGCAGUCUACAAAGAAGGCACCAGAAAAUUAUUGAGGAAGCUCCAGCUCCAAAUGUGACAGCUAAGUUUCGUUCUCAUAUUGGUGAAGCUGCUGUAUCAGCUGCAAAGGCAGUUGGUUACUACAGUGCUGGAACAGUGGAAUUUAUUGUGGAUACUCUUUCUGGAAACUUCUAUUUUAUGGAAAUGAAUACUCGACUCCAGGUUGAACACCCAGUGACAGAGAUGAUAGUUGGCCAAGAUCUUGUUGAGUGGCAAAUACGAGUUGCAAAUGGAGAGCGCCUACCAUUAUCUCAGGAGCAGGUUCCAUUAAAUGGACACGCAUUUGAAGCCCGAAUAUACGCAGAAAAUGUUCCAAGGGGAUUUCUACCUGCAACAGGAACCUUACACCACUACAGGCCAGUUCCCUCUACCACAACAGUAAGAGUUGAAACUGGAGUUGAAGAAGGAGAUACUGUCAGCAUGCAUUAUGAUCCCAUGAUAGCCAAACUCGUGGUUUGGGGUGAAAGUCGCAAUGCUGCGUUAGUCAAGCUAAAGAACUGCUUGUCAAACUUUCAGAUUGCAGGUUUGCCGACCAAUGUUGGUUUCCUUCAAGAACUUGCAGGUCAUAGUGCCUUUGAAAAAGGCCUAGUUGAGACACACUUCAUUGAACGAUACCAAAAUGAUCUUUUGAGUACUUCUGCUCAAGCCUCGAGUGUAGCACAUGAAGCAGCAGAGCUUGGUGCGAUCUUGGCUGCUGCCUGCAUUUGCCAGAAAGAUCACAUUUCCUCUGAAGUAUCUCUUCGUGAUAAGACACUUUCUGUGUGGUACACCCAUCCACCUUUCAGGAUGCAUCACUUUGCCAAGCGUCUAAUGGAAUUUGAGUUGGAUAGAGAACUUGGUGGGUCGAGUGAUGAUCUUCUUAAACUGUCGGUCACAUAUAGAUCUGAUGGCACCUACUUCAUUGAGUCUGAAGAUGGCUCUUCUGGUUUGGAUGUCAAAGUAGAUAGCAGAGGUGACCAUGACUUCCGGGUUGAUGUUGGUGGCCUGCAAACAGAUGUAACCCUAGCAUUUUAUUCAAAGGACAAUUGCAAUCAUAUACACAUCUGGCAUGGGAAGCAUCAUCAUCAUUACAGACAGAUGUUGAGAGCUGAGCAGUUACCUGACGACAGUUCUCAACCUAGCGCUUCCUCUGAGGCGAGGUCACAUCCAAAGGGGAGUGUUUUGGCACCAAUGGCAGGUCUGGUCGUAAAGGUUUUGCUUAAGGAUGGUGCACGGGUGGAGGAAGGUCAGCCUGUGAUGGUCAUAGAAGCAAUGAAGAUGGAGCAUGUUGUGAAGGCGCCUCGUGCUGGAUACGUGGAAGGGCUGAAGGCUACUGCUGGACAGCAAGUUUUUGACUCUAGUGUCCUUUUCACCGUGAAGGAGACCAACACAAACUGAGAAACCCGGAGAUCCAUCACCUGUAUAGCUCUCAAUUCACAGACGCUUCAUAAAGUUGACUGAUGCUGCCGCCGUCCAGAAGGAAAGCAAGCAGAUAAAGCAACAGUAGUUCGCAAAACCAACGCAAAUAAG